AUGGAUUCCGUCACUGCCUACUGCUACGGCACGUUUGGGUGGCUAGGAAUUCAAGCCAUUCCAUUGAUUCUCUGGCCCUCCUUCAUUAGCUCGCUACUAAGAACUGACUUCCACCAGCCUUCCCCUCUCGAGGACUACUAUGCUCGAUCUCUUGGCUUUGCCCUUAUCACCCUCGGCCUUGGGACAAUCGUCCUGAGCGGCGCGAUACCAUUAACCUCCCUCCCGAUCCCGCUUGCUGAUACUGAGGUCGUGAGCCCCUACGCAAACGCCAUCCUUCUCAUUACCACUCUCCACCACUUUUCUACCAGCUUCUACGCCUAUACGCGCUACAUGAACACAUCCCAGAUAGCCUACGUACUCGCCUCCCUCGGCAGUGGUAUGCUAGCCGUAUUUGGCCUCUUCUCUCUGCUUUUCGCUGGGGACAAUACGCGCAGGAGCAAAAAGUAUGGCUUCGACAAGGACACGAGCUCUUUCCCGUUUACGAACAAGGAGUCGUACAGGAACAAGAAGAAACAGGUCAAGGGUAAUUAG
Molecule: messenger RNA, 531 nt
Organism: Scedosporium apiospermum
Lineage: Eukaryota; Fungi; Ascomycota; Sordariomycetes; Microascales; Microascaceae
Exons: 4
Coding region: 1-531 (176 amino acids)
Source: RefSeq, a predicted model, not a curated record